Messenger RNA from Liolophura sinensis, 2088 nucleotides. RefSeq lists its product as uncharacterized. The record is from RefSeq and is a predicted model, not a curated record. The coding region runs from base 1 to 2088 and encodes 695 amino acids. Lineage: Eukaryota; Metazoa; Mollusca; Polyplacophora; Chitonida; Chitonidae. The transcript has 2 exons.
AUGGUUAAGAGAGCCAAGAGAUUCAGGGGACGGCGUUCUCCAGAGCCUCUGAUUAUUGUGUCUGUCCAUCAUAUCCUGAGACCUGUGAUUAUUGUGUCUGUCCAUCAUAUCCUGAGACCUGUGAUUAUUGUGUCUCUCCAUCAUAUCCUGAGACCUGUGAUUAUUGUGUCUCUCCAUCAUAUCCUGAGACCUGUGAUCAUUGUGUCUCUCCAUCAUAUCCUGAGACCUGUGAUUAUUGUGUCUCUCCAUCAUAUCCUGGGACCUGUGAUUAUUGUGUCUCUCCAUCAUAUCCUGAGACCUGUGAUCAUUGUGUCUCUCCAUCAUAUCCUGGGACCUGUGAUCAUUGUGUCUCUCCAUCAUAUCCUGAGACCUAUGAUUAUUGUGUCUCUCCAUCAUAUCCUGAGACCUGUGAUCAUUGUGUCUCUCCAUCAUAUCCUGGGACCUGUGAUCAUUGUGUCUCUCCAUCAUAUCCUGGGACCUGUGAUCAUUGUGUCUCUCCAUCAUAUCCUGAGACUUCUGAUCAUGUCUCUCCAUCAUGUCCUGGGACCUGUGAUAAUUGUGUCCGUCCAUCAUCUCCUGAGACCUGUGAUUAUUAUGUCUCUCCAUCAUAUCCUGGGACCUGUGAUUAUUGUGUCUCUCCAUCAUGUCCUGGGACUUGUGAUUAUUGUGUCUCUCCAUCAUAUCCUGGGAACUGUGAUUAUUGUAUCUCUCCAUCAUAUCCUGGGACCUGUGAUCAUUGUGUCUCUCCAUCAUAUCCUGAGACCUGUGAUUAUUGUGUCUCUCCAUCAUAUCCUGAGACCUGUGAUUAUUGUGUCUCUCCAUCAUAUCCUGGGACCUGUGAUUAUUGUGUCUCUCCAUCAUAUCCUGGGACCUGUGAUUAUUGUGUCUCUCCAUCAUAUCCUGGGACCUGUGAUUAUUGUGUCUCUCCAUCAUAUCCUGGGACCUGUGAUUAUUGUGUCUCUCCAUCAUAUCCUGGGACCUGUGAUUAUUGUGUCUCUCCAUCAUAUCCUGGGACCUGUGAUUAUUGUGUCUCUCCAUCAUAUCCUGGGACCUGUGAUUAUUGUGUCUCUCCAUCAUAUCCUGGGACCUGUGAUUAUUGUGUCUCUCCAUCAUAUCCUGAGACCUGUGAUUAUUGUGUCUCUCCAUCAUAUCCUGGGACCUGUGAUUAUUGUGUCUCUCCAUCAUAUCCUGGGACCUGUGAUUAUUGUGUCUCUCCAUCAUAUCCUGGGACCUGUGAUCAUUGUGUCUCUCCAUCAUAUCCUGAGACCUGUGAUUAUUGUGUCUCUCCAUCAUAUCCUGGGACCUGUGAUUAUUGUGUCUCUCCAUCAUAUCCUGGGACCUGUGAUUAUUGUGUCUCUCCAUCAUAUCCUGGGACCUGUGAUCAUUGUGUCUCUCCAUCAUAUCCUGGGACCUGUGAUUAUUAUGUCUCUCCAUCAUAUCCUGAGACCUGUGAAAAUUGUGUCCGUCCAUCAUCUCCUGAGACCUGUGAUUAUUGUGUCUCUCCAUCAUAUCCUGAGACCUGUGAUUAUUGUGUCUGUCCAUCAUACCCUGAGACCUUUGAUUAUUAUGUCUCUCCAUCAUAUCCUGAGACCUGUGAUUAUUGUGUCUCUCCAUCAUAUCCUGGGACCUGUGAUUAUUGUGUCUCUCCAUCAUAUCCUGGGACCUGUGAUUAUUGUGUCUCUCCAUCAUAUCCUGAGACCUGUGAUUAUUGUGUCUCUCCAUCAUAUCCUGGGACCUGUGAUUAUUGUGUCUCUCCAUCAUAUCCUGGGACCUGUGAUUAUUGUGUCUCUCCAUCAUAUCCUGGGACCUGUGAUCAUUGUGUCUGUCCAUCAUACCCUGAGACCUUUGAUUAUUAUGUCUCUCCAUCAUAUCCUGAGACCUGUGAUAAUUGUGUCUGUCCAUCAUAUCCUGAGACCUAUGAAUAUUGUGUCUGUCCAUCAUAUCCUGAGACCUUUGAUUAUUGCCUUUGUCUGUCAUAUCCUGAGAUCCUUGAUUAUUGUCUCUGUCCAUCAUAUCCAUCAGAAGCACGCCAUUUCUAGCGUUCCAGAUAGGAACGUUUAUUUACAUGGAAUCAAUUGCAGUGCAUGA